Molecule: messenger RNA, 771 nt
Organism: Ruditapes philippinarum (Manila clam)
Lineage: Eukaryota; Metazoa; Mollusca; Bivalvia; Venerida; Veneridae
Exons: 1
Coding region: 1-771 (256 amino acids)
Source: RefSeq, a predicted model, not a curated record
AUGGAUUCCCAAACCAGGAGGCGAGGGUCGCGGGAGGAUUCGGUUUGUGACGGUUCGGUUGAUGGAGGUUUUCCCCGUGUUCUGAUGGUAGGGUCGGGUAGCUCGGAAUCACUAACUGAACUUGGCCCUUUCAUUGUGGAAGGGCGGCUUUCAGCUUUGGUUGGUGCGCCUGAAUCUGUCGGGAGGCUCCGCAAUGGUGGGCUCUUGGUGGAGGUGGAGCGAGGGCAACAAGCGGAAGGUGUUUUGAGGUGCGCGGCCUUCUUCAGUAUCGAAUGUGCUGACCUUGCUGGAGUGGCGGAGAAUGGUAUUGCUGAAGAGUUGGGGUCGCAGCAGGUUUCAAGAGAUGGUGGUAGGGUGCCAACGAGUAGCCUUGUGGUUGCAUUCUCUACACCCAUGCUUCCAUCAUCGAUUCGAGUGGGUUGCCUUGGGGUUCGCGUUGUGGUUUGCAUUCCGAACCCAUUGCGGUGUUGCAAGUGCUUCAGGUUUGGUCAUCAUGAAUCGGGUUGUGCAAGGCGGACUAUUUGCCGCAGAUGCAGUUCGGACCAUGACAGGAAUGAGACUUGUGGCGUUCCUGUUGGGUGUGCCGGCUGUGGAGGAGGGCGUUGCGCCACCUCCCGGUCGUGCCCCUUGUGGUUGGAGGAGGGGGGGAUUCUACGUCAGAAGUGUACGCGGGAUGUUUCCUUUCAAGAUGCACGAGGGCUUGUUGAAUCACAAGGACCGGAACAAUGUCGUUUUUGGGCUGGGGUUGGGAGGGUUUUUUGGGAGGGUUGA